Messenger RNA from Mytilus trossulus (common blue mussel), 2490 nucleotides. Its product is annotated as sterol carrier protein 2-like. Gene Ontology annotation, molecular function: acyltransferase activity, transferring groups other than amino-acyl groups. The coding region runs from base 67 to 1689 and encodes 540 amino acids. The record is from RefSeq and is a predicted model, not a curated record. Lineage: Eukaryota; Metazoa; Mollusca; Bivalvia; Mytilida; Mytilidae. The transcript has 18 exons.
UCGGAAGAAUUUGCAUUGAAUGAGUCUGAAAAUAGUUCUCAUCCGGGGCACAGGGCAUCUGUCAAAAUGGCUUCUACAGGCGUAAACACAAGCACGAGACGACGUGUGUAUGUUGUCGGUGUUGGAAUGACAAAGUUUGAAAAGCCAGGCAGAAGAGAUGAUUUUGAUUAUCCACAGAUGGCAAAAGAAGCAGCAACAAAAGCAAUGCAAGAUGCAGGAGUGAGCUUUGAACAGAUAGAACAAGCAUGUAUUGGUUAUGUUUAUGGUGAUUCUACUUGUGGACAGAGAGCUGUGUAUGAACUAGGACUAACAGGAAUUCCAGUAUUCAAUGUUAACAACAACUGUGCUACAGGCUCUACUGCUCUCAUUAUGGGAAAACAGUUUAUUGAAGGAGGUUUGGCAAAUUGUGUUUUGGCAUUGGGGUUUGAAAAGAUGAGCAGAGGUUCUUUGAAAACUACUUUCCAGGAUCGUACAAAUCCAAUGGACAAGCAUGUAAUGGUUAUUGCAAACACAUUUGGUAUAGAAAAGGCUCCCAUGGCUGCUCAGAUGUUUGGUAAUGCUGGCAGGGAACAUAUGGAAAAAUAUGGUACUAAGCCAAUUCAUUUUGCCAAAAUUGCUCAUAAAAACCACAAGCAUUCAACAAAUAACCCUUAUUCACAGUUUCAAGAUGAAUACACCCUAGAACAAAUUAUGAAUUCUCCCAAGAUUCACGAUCCACUUACUAAGCUCCAGUGUUGUCCAACAAGUGAUGGUUCUGGUGCUGCUAUUCUUGCAAGUGAAGAAUUUGUCAGAAAACAUGGACUAGAAAACCAAGCGAUAGAAAUAGUAGCAAUGGAAAUGGCUACUGAUUUACCAAGUUCUUUCAAGGAUGAUAGUUGUAUAAAGGCUGUUGGAUAUGACAUGACAGCUAAAGCUGCAGACAGAGCAUUCAAAAAUGCAGGUUUGAGCAGAGAUGAUGUGAAUGUGGUAGAAUUACAUGAUUGUUUCUCCUGUAAUGAACUCAUCACUUAUGAAGCUCUCGGGUUGUGUCCUCCAGGUAAAGCAUCAGAAUUAGUAGACUCUGGUAACAAUACAUAUGGAGGGAAAUAUGUUAUCAAUCCUAGUGGUGGACUCAUAUCUAAAGGUCAUCCUCUUGGUGCUACAGGCCUUGCUCAGUGUGCUGAACUGUGUUGGCAGCUUAGAGGCAUGGCUGACAAGAGACAAGUAUCCAAUGCAAAGGUUGCUCUCCAACACAAUAUAGGAUUGGGAGGUGCAGCAGUUGUAGCAUUAUAUAAAAAAGGAUUUCCUAAUCAGAGUCGAAUUCAAGCAUUUGCCACCAGUGCUUCUACAGAAGACAAAUUCCAGUCAGCAGCAAUUUUCAAAGAGAUCAAAAGCAAUCUUGAUAAGGAUGGAGCUGCAUGGGUGAAAAAGAUGAAGGGAGUUUUUUGUUUUAAAGUAAAGGCCAAUGAUGGAACAGAAGGUGUGUGGGUUGUUGAUGCAAAGAAUGGUAGUGGAUCAGUUAAAUUUGGUGUGGAACCCAAAGGUGAUGUAACAAUUAACAUGAAAGAUGAUGAUAUGUUAAACUUAAUGUUGGGAAAACUGAAUCCUCAGCAGGCUUUUUUCCAAGGCAAACUAAAAAUUCAAGGAAAUAUGGGACUUGCAAUGAAGCUGAGAGAAUUCCAGUCAGCAGCAGGAAAAUCUAAACUUUAAUGAGACUUAUAUAGAAGACUUGAUAAAAAGAUGUAACAUUAGACUUAAAAAUUAAACUUGAAAAAUUAAUUUUGAAGGUUUAACAAAAAUUUAUUUAUGUGAUUUGUCACAAAAUUUAACAAUGAAAUUACAAAUACUGUAAAUUCAGAAAUUAAUGCAAGGUUUUUAUUAUUGUGAAAAAUGCAAUAGAGUUGCAAAGUCGAUAAUUUAAACGAUCUUAUAUGAAUUAACUAGGAUUUUCCCCAAAAUCGUAAAAAUUUAAAUCACAAUAAUAAAUGCACACAUUAAUUUCUGAAUUGACAGUAUACAAAUGACGGUUCUUAAUAUUUAUCUGAAUAUGACUAUUAUAUAAACAAUAUAUAUAUGAAAUUUAGAUUGUUGGAAUUCUGGUAACAAUAUUUGAUGUGUAUUAUCUUUGAUAAUCUUUGAUAUUACACAUUAUAAUGUUUUUAUAAACAAAAAGUUUGAUAUAUCUAUUGACUAGUCACAAUAAUUAAAAGUUUAUGUUGUACUCUGUAUAUGUUUGAUAGGAUGUAUUUAUCACCAUGAGGAACAUUAAUUUAUCAUAAGUAUGUGAAAACAAAAUGAACAAUGUAUGAAAUAUGUGAAGUGAUACUGAUGUUUUAUAUGAUUAUUUAUUUAUACAGACUAUUGAUUUUUACAAGUUAUUGGUCAUCAUUUUUUGUGAUUUUGAAAGGUUUUUAAUUUGUGUUUUGUAAGAUUGCUAGAAUGACAUGAUUGUUUUGGAUGAUAAAUAUUAUAUGUAUUUAUAUAAAAUUGUGAUAAAAUAAUGAAUAAGUA